AUGGCGGCGACUACCACGGCGCCAGCGGUUGUGGCCGGGUCCACCAGCGCGGAUUUCUCCGACCUGCGCGGGAUCAAGAAGCAGCUGCUGGACGUGGCGGAGCGGAGCCGGGAGCGCGGCCUGCAGCACAGCGGGAAGUGGUGAGGAGGCCGCGGCGGUGGCGGAGAAAGGGCUGCGCGUGCUCUCUACUGAGUCGCGGGAGGGCUGCGUGCAGGGUCUCCGGCAGAACGGGGGCUCCGCAGGCUGCAAGGGGCGCUCUGGGGCGACGGGAUGCUGUCGCCGUAGGGAAGGGCGAGGAAUAAAAGACCUCGGCAGCGUGCUCUUUGGCAUGGCCAGGUGUCAUUCGGCUAUUGCACAGCUGAAUUAUAGUAGGGGGCUGACUGUCUGUUUUUGGGGAGCGCCGUUCUGCUAGUUACUAAGGUUGCUUAAGUAUUAUGGCUUAUGAUGGGUCUGUGCACAAUGUGCACACUGAAGUGCCAGCUAUAUCGGGCUGCAGGCCGCCUGCCAUGUGAGGAUGUAUGAGCAGUGCUGGAUUUACAUAUAGGCUAAACAAGCUAUAGCUUAGGGCCCCACUCGCUUGAGGCCCCCCAAAAAAAUUAAAUUAAAAAAACUGGACGUACAUUUCCAAAAUACAAGCUAAAAAACAAAUAAAAUAAAACCUACAUACAGCAUCAGUGUUUUGUGUUGUGUAUGGACCUGUUAGAUCCAUAAAUUACCAUAUAGCAUAUAUUCAACACAAAAAACAGCAACAAUUUGUUGUUGACAAAGGACAGCUGGACAUAUAAAGGGCCCCAUUACCUUCAGUAGCUUAGGUCCGCAUCAAACCUAAAUCCAGCCCUGUGUAUGGGAAGUCUGUGCAUGCUAUUGUCCAUGUUGGGGAACCUUAGUCCUGGGGGCCAAAUGCAGCUCAUCAAGCUGCUGUGUCCUGCUCUUGAAACUGCCUGCUGGCUAUGGCUCUUUCCCAGGCUACACACUGCUAUGGCCCUCCUCUAUGUCCUCAAGGGUUUUUGCCUGGAUGCAGUGAGCCUGGAAACAUAGGAGGCUGCCUGUUGUACAAAGGUGAGAGUCACAUUAGUUGUGCCUCCCACUCUUUGCCUCUACACACACACACCCACGCACACACACCCCAGCAUCAUGCUGCCCCCGGAAAGUUGCAUAUGAGGGAAAAUGGCCCUUGUACAGAAAAAGGUUCCCUUCCCCUGUUGUAUGUAAUGAGUACAGUGGUACCUCUGGUUACAUACGUAAUUCGUUCCGGAGGUCCGUUCUUAACCUGAAACUGUUCUUAACCUGAGGUACCACUUUAGCUAAUGGGGCCUCCUGCUGAUGGUGCGCAAUUUCUGUUCUCAUCCUGAGGUAAAGUUCUUAACCCGAGGUAUUACUUCCGGGUUAGCAGAGUCUGUAACCUGAAGUGUUUGUAACCUGAAGCGUUUGUAACCCGAGGUACCACUGUAUAGUGAGCCAGACUGGCAGAAAGUGGUGUUUUUUAAGCUGCAGUGGGCUUUCUUGUUGUAGGGCCUCAGAGCUGGCUUUUGCCCUGGACCCUCUGCCCUUUAAUGAGCUGCCUCCUGCACCUGAACUCACAGAGGUACGUACGGGAGGAGGGCUCGUUUUUGCAACACAUAAAACAUGAGGCUGCUCUGAUGUAUUAUCCUAUAAAAUCAUAACUUUAAAUGUUGUGGCAAUUGAAAACAGUAAUGCUUAGAAAAAAGACAAGCAGGCUCCAUUUGCAAGUCAGUUUGCAUUUCUAAUCCACUUGAAGGCUUUACUCGUUUAAGGAAGGGAUGAGAGAAGUGUACGUUUAUUUAAUGCUCAGUUCUUUGUAGCUGAGUUGGAGGGAAGGGUUCUGGCUGCAAUCCAAAGAUUAGAGGACCCUUGGUUCCCAAUAUUGCUUCUAGCAGUGCUAGGGUCACUUGCCAGGCAAACAAUUUUUAAUGCAACCAGUUUGCUUUCUUAGGGUCCCUUCUUUUUAGCUUGUGUGGGCUUAAUCUCUCCCCCUUUGCUCUCUUGUCAUCAAGGCUUAAAAUAUCAUAAAAUUAAACUGAUUUUCUAUUAUUCUCAGAGAAGCUCAUAUUGUAGUAGAGAAUAGGAAUUUGGUCAGCCAGACGUCAUUUGAGAACUGCUGUUUUCAACCCUGUAUUUUGUCUUUCAGUGGAAACCAGAAGCAAGAAAAGCAUUUGCUUUUGUUACUUGACAAAUGAAGGUGUCUAAGGAAUUCAUUACAUUGGAAUUUAACUUUUUAAUUUCUUGUCCUUAGGAGGAUGCUCGUGACUUGGAUGCCUACACCCUUGCUAAAUCUUACUUUGAUCUGAAAGAGUAUGACAGGGCUGCUUACUUCCUCCGGGGCUGCAAGAGCCAGAAGGCCUAUUUCCUAUAUAUGUACUCCAGGUACCUGGUGAGUUAAUAAGAUAAAUCAGUUCCCAUUCCUUGAUUUCCUCCUCCUCUUCAUAAAGAUUAUGUGAUAUAUCUAGAAAGUGAAGUUUUUUUCUUUUUGCUUCUAGUAGCUGGACCCAUGUCAUGUCUAAGUGAACAUCUCAUGAUAGAAAAUUGCUGGUUCUUAAAAUUCUUUUAAAAAUUUGUUUGUUUGCAGUCAGGUGAAAAAAAGAAGGACGAUGAAACAGUGGAUAGUCUGGGUAAGAAACCAACACACAACUUUCUCCAGUUUGGAUUUUAACGAUUGAUUCACGGUUUCCAAGACUACAAAUUAUUUUUUCUUCAACUAUUGAUUAAUUUUUUUAAAGAAGAAAAUGCAAAACAUGAGCAAAAUUUAACUGUUAAAUAAAUUUCCCUUUCCCCAUCAUACAUUGUUCUAUAUUUAAGCUAGUUUAGCAUCUGUCUAAAGCAGUAGUCCUCAAAAAGUUUUGCAAUAGUACCACCAUUUUCUUUAAACAAAAAUUUGGCAGAAUCUUUGCAGUACAAUAUGUAAAAAUGGUUUUAUAAACACGUACUGCUAAUAGUACCAAAUAACAGAUUACUCUGUUUACAGGUCCAUUGGAAAAGGGGCAGGUGAAGAAUGAAGUUCUAAGAGAGCUACGGGUAGAGCUUAGCAAGAAACGCAAAGCCAGAGAGCUGGAUGGAUUUGGCCUUUAUCUGUAAGCACUGAAGUGAUGCACUAAUGACAUAUUGUAGGGAAUAGCCAUAUGUUUACAUCCAGGUAUGAUGAAGUUGGGAUUGUGAAAUGAAUAGAGAUUCUUAUAUGUUUGUGUGCAUGCAAUUCACCACACAAAAUGUCAGACUAGGGCAUGGGGAUGGCAUAGGCUCUUGCCCUAGUAGUGUUUCUCUUACUCUUUCUCUGUACCCCCCUAGGUAUGGAGUUGUGUUGCGAAAGCUGGACCUGGUGAAAGAGGCCAUUGAUGUAUUUGUUGAAGCUACCCAUGUUUUACCAUUGCACUGGGGGGCCUGGCUGGAGCUUUGUAACUUGAUCACAGACAAAGAAAUGGUAAUUUGCGGGAUUCUUGGGUGCAGGUGUGUGAUGAUUGCUGCCCUGGAUUUCUUUGGGAGGAAAGGCAGGAUAAAAAUUCAGAUCCGGCCACUAUUUUCUGGUACUAUUUGAUCCAUGAACUAUCAUGAGGUCAAUACAGUAUUUGGUGGUUUUUCUGAUUUGGAAUACUUGAAUUUGCCAGCAAAUCUUAAGUAAUUCAGUAGCACUUGGAGGUGUUAGCAUUCUUUCCAUUGAGUGGGUAGAGAGAGCUGAGCCCAUGUUGUAACCUUUCCUGCAGUUCUUGGGGGCUGCUGUAGACUGCUUCUCUAAACGUGUCCCUCUUUGUUUGUGGUUGCUGCCAGCUGAAGUUCCUGUCCUUGCCAGAUACCUGGAUAAAGGAGUUCUUCCUGGCACACAUCUACACAGAGCUGCAGCUGAUAGAUGAGGCCUUGCAGAAGUACCAGAGUCUUAUUGAUGCAGGAUUUUCGAAGAGCACCUACAUUAUCUCUCAGAUUGCAGUGGCCUAUCACAAUAUCAGAGGUCAGUGAAUCCUUCCAGAUUUGGGCCUUCUGGUGUUUUGUUUCCUGCUUUUUUCCUCAGUGCCUGCCUUUCUCUUUCCUCAGAUAUUGAUAAAGCUUUGUCCAUCUUCAAUGAACUAAGAAAACAAGACCCUUACAGGAUAGAAAAUAUGGACACCUUCUCUAAUCUGCUCUAUGUCAGGGUGAGUACUUUUUUUCUCAAUCUGAAAUACGUUAUAGGUUGAGUAGUGGGUGGUGUGGGCAGGAUGGAGUUGCUUAGCAGUCUUCCCAAAGCCAUGGUACUGAAGGGGAGAGUGGGAGGGAGCAGGGAGCUUGGCACAGUGGGAGGAGCACUGGAUUGGCUGAGCUGCUCUGUCUGUAUUGUGCUGAGUUCCCUGCUGCCUGACGUCUUGGUAACUGGCAGCAAUGCAUUGCAUUGGGGAGCCAGGUAGGCAGUCACUUCCUGUACUACCAUGCUGGCCGCUGCUGCAUAUGACCCUACCUCAACCUUAAAUUGCUCGCAAUCCUUCAGUUUGUGUAGAGAACUUUUCUGUCUAUAUCCCUUAAACUUACUCAUGUUUUCUUAGCGGUAAACCCCAGUAGGGAAAUUUGGUCUGUAAGGAAAUAACAGCAUUGCACUAUCAAGUGAAAGUAUAUAACGGCAAACAGAAUCAGGUAACAUUUGCUACAGGGAGAUGUUCCAGUUGCCUGGAACCGGUUUGUGAAGUUAUUCUGGAUAUUGUAUGAAAUUGCCAAGUCUUUGGUAGUCCCUGUUGCUGAUGACUUCCAAACAUCCCAAGAUUUGUUGUUCUCGUUGGACUCUCCUAGUUCAGACAAUCUAGUGACUGAUUUUGUGGCUUGAAAUGCUGUUCCUUCUUUCUUUUCAUGCACUGGUGUUACAAGAGUGUGUUUCCAUCCCUGCAGUUCCACCCCCACCCACCGGUUUCUGUCCUUAAGCUUACCACUUUCCUUUAUCCCACUAGAGUAUGAAGCCUGAACUGAGCUAUUUGGCCCACAACCUAUGUGAGAUUGACAAGUACCGUGUUGAGACCUGCUGUGUGAUUGGUGAGAGGCCUUGCUUGCUUGAAGAGGGAUGGGAGGAAGCUGCAGGACAUGAUCCUCUUUCACAUGAAAGGGUGUUAGCAGAGUUGUUGUUUCCCAGUCCCUGGCUGCUCUCUGCUCACUUUUCAUUGUGCUUUUGCCAUAGGGAACUACUAUAGUUUGCGCUCACAGCAUGAAAAAGCAGCUCUCUACUUCCAGAGAGCGUUGAAGCUGAAUCCUCGAUACCUUGGAGCGUGGACCCUCAUGGGACACGAAUAUAUGGAAAUGAAAAACACAUCAGCAGCUAUUCAGGCAUAUAGGUGCGUGUGCAGAUGCCUUCCAAAAACGAAGGCUUACUUCUGGUUACCACCUAGGGUGGGGAGUACUUUUAACAAGAUCUUUUUCUAUUGUUGUUACUCUCCCAAUUGAUUCUGCUUGUGCCUUUCUUUUUUAACAAAUGCAGACUGUUAUGAUCUUACCUCCAUUUGUGCCAUAUACCUAUAUUCUCUUUCAAAGAAUUCCUGUGGCUUUCUCUCUUCUAGACAUGCCAUAGAAGUGAAUAAAAGAGACUACAGAGCGUGGUACGGAUUGGGGCAAACAUAUGAGAUCCUCAAGAUGCCCUUUUACUGUCUCUAUUACUAUCGGCGGGCCCAUCAGCUCAGGUAAAACUGCCCAGUAUAGAUACUGUCCUUGUGUCUAACUCUUUUUAGUAGCUGCCAUUAUCAGUGUAUGGAGUCAGCUUGCUGUAAAUGAAAUAGGGAUGCGCAUUGCCAUGGCUGCCCUGAAAAUUACAAAAUCUAAUGUUUCAGUGCAGAUUGACCAGAGGCAGGGGAUCUUACAUGUCAUUUAAAAUAUAAUCUGAUCUUUACUUUUGCAAAAAAAUAAUGAGAAUUUGGCACUUAAUAUAGCUCCCCCUAUCUCUCAAUUGCUCCCAGACUCUUCCUACUCUACAGUUAAAGGAAGGGUGCAUGGGACAAUCCAAAUUUUAAAACUCAAUUUUGAAAUCAUAACAAGUCCCAACAGCUGGGUUUUAAGUGUUUGAUUUUAGUCUCUUCUUUUGGGACGUUGACAAAAAAAGACUGUUGUGCUACUAGAUUUAAAAGUGGGGGUUAGUGCUCAUUGGGUUUUAGGUAGCUUUAGAAGUCUGAGCUUGUUCGGUCUUUUUGUGAGCCAGCUGAUAGUUUCAUGUUUUUCACAGGCCCAAUGAUUCCCGUAUGCUGGUAGCUCUUGGAGAAUGUUACGAGAAAUUGAAUCAGCUAGUGGAAGCCAAAAAGGUAGGGCGGGACAUGGAUUUGCAUUUGAGCAGCAGCAGUGGGGAUUAUCCUGAACCAGAUAAAGGAAAUGCUAGUGUAUUUCUGCUGUGCUGUUUUGUCAUAACAAUUGAAUUGCCUCUGUCCAUUCAUUGCCUCUUGAGAACGGACUGGUGAAUGUAGGUUAUGUAGCUGGAACAUAGGUACUGGGGGAAAGUGCUAAAAAUUGAGCAGUUUCCAGAACUGAGCUUUUAUUCUGUUUGCACUUUUCUUCCAUGUAAUAAUAGCAAUCAGAUCUUCAGAUGGCAUUAUUUCUUCAUCCUCUGUUCGAAAAAAAGAGGGAAAUAUUGUCCAAAACUUGGAGCUAGGGUUAUUGGAGUUAUCACUCCUAUAGUCUUGUAUUAUGUUACUUCUGAUAUGCUUCAUACUAUUCAUUCAUCUCUGCUAGGCAGGAGUGUAGGCAAUAUCACCUCUGACUCUGGACUAGACAGUUUUGCAUUUGUUGUUUUUUUCUUGACAGUGUUAUUGGAGAGCCUAUGCUGUUGGAGAUGUGGAAAAAAUGGCACUGGUGAAACUAGCAAAGUAAGUAGUAGUUUUAUAUUGCUUUUCUUGGAUAGAUUGGCAAAACCUCCUUAUCUGACCACUGCCUUUUGGACUGAAAUCUUAGUCUGCAGACUUUAUGAUGUGGAUGUUUCCUGUCUUUCUGCAUAGCUCUUAGUCCUUGUGAUCCCAGGAAAUUAUUUAGGGGAAGUACUCCAGAUUAUCUUUGACCUUUAUGGCAGCAAUAUUCUGGAUAACUACUAGUGGUUUUUCCAUAGUUCUUGGUAUCGGCAUGUGCUCUUGGUGCGUCACACAGUGUGCAUUCAUACAGGUACUGGCAAUAACUAAAUGGCUACACAUAAACUAAGUAUAAAAAGUAUUUUAUAAUGUAUAUCAAGAUAAAUAUAAAACUAAAAUUGCUACAGUAGGAAAUGGAAUGUUUGCCUACCUUGAUGAAAAUGACCCCUAGGAAAUACCUGUGAGUGACAGGCGCAGAGAUUAAGACAUUGCUUAAUGUCUUUCCCCCCAUAAAUGCAGCUCACAUUUGAUAGGCUACCUAGGCUUACUCCAAAGCAUGUCAUUUGUUAUUAGGAUAAUCCCAUCAACUACAUAUUGAAUACUUAUAGUGGACAAGAGGUAGCUUCUUCUAUUAUAGUGGUGGUCUUAUCCUUUAAGCAAGAACACACUUUUGCCUUUUUUUCUUCUUUCCCAGGCUUCAUGAACAGUUGAAUGAAUCGGAGCAAGCGGCUCAGUGCUAUAUCAAAUACAUACAAGAUAUCUAUUCUUGUGGGGUGAGUCAGUUCCAAAUGAUUUUGGGAAUGAAAGAGUGAAGGAUAUACAGAGUGGAUAAAAACAGCUGUUGUUGUUUUUUAAAAAAGAAAAACAUUGUAUUUAAAUUGGAUUUUUUAAAUAAAAAGUUGUAAAUACUCAGUUUCUCCCAAGUUAAUACUAAAUCUUGAUAUAAGAAAUGAAUUUACCCUGAACCAAACCAUAAAUACCUUUAUUCUAUUCUAGGAGAUAGUGGAGCACCUGGAAGUAAGCACUGCCUUCCGCUACCUGGCUCAAUAUUAUUUCAAGUGUAAACUCUGGGAUGAAGCCUCAGCCUGUGCCCAGAAAUGCUGUGCAUUCAAUGACGUGAGUACCCAACACAUCAUCUGUGGACUUCUUCACUGGGUCCAAUUCCUGCUUCUACCCACAGUGCCACCACUGAGACCCCUCUUGGGUAUGGCUAUAAUGGUUUGAGGCCACACAUGUGUUAAGUCAUACUUACACAGGAUUUUGAAAGAACCUAAAAGAGAGACUGAAAGCCCAACUCUUUUCUAGAACAACAAUCUAAAUCCUUCAGGAUUGUCAGAGAGCUCACCCAUCUACCUCUAAUAAUAGAACCAAUCAAUAAUACACCAGAUCAUGACAAGAGCUGUGUGAAAAGCAAGUAAAGAAAUCUGCUAACAAGUUUUCAUUCCUUGUGGAAAUGGAGGUAGCUAGUUUUUGCCUGGUAAGAAAUGUGUUGCUAGUUACAUGGAUAAAACAUGAAAAUGUGCAUAUAUGUGCUUGCAGGUCACCCAAAAACAUCUUAGUGGGCUUUAUAUGACCUGCAGGUUAGCUUGCCCAUGAAAUAGAUAAAGAGAAAGCAUGAACAGGAAGUAAAGUAUUUAGAAUCCUGUUGAUGAGUUGGUUUGGCAUGGGGAAUCCUUUUGGCACAGCAGGCCAGAUGUUUCCUACCCCGUUGGGCCAACCUUGACAGGUGGGUGGCAUUGUGAUAUCAGAUGAUUGACAGGUGGGUUGCCCUACCUCACCUGUCAAAGUUUCAUUGUUCAGCACUUCCCAAAUGUUUGACAGCCAGCUUUCUUAAAGGGAAACUUGGUUGUGCAGCUGACAAAGCCAUGUCUCUACCUUCUCCACACCUGAUGUCACAUAGGACACUGGGUAUGGGACAGGUGGGCAUGGUUUAGAGAAAACAGAUUUGCAGGCCAAAUUUGGCACAUGGGCCAGAUGUUCCCCACCCCAGAGUUAGUGAAUAGUUUGCUGGAGUAGCCACUUCAGGGAGAAAUAUAUCAUGGGAUUUGGAGUAUCUAAAGGCUUGCUAGAUCUGACAUUGAACCACAAGUCUGAUUGCAAUUCAGAAUGGCUGAUCUUUGCACAGGAACACCCAUGUGCCCCCUUUCUAGUUAUUGCACUGUGUUUGCUCUUUGCUCAUGCAACUUCAUUUCUCUUGCAGACAAGAGAAGAAGGGAAGGCCCUCUUGCGGCAAAUCUUACAGUUACGAAAUCAAGGGGAGACCUCGUCCACAGAGAUUGCCACACCUUUCUUGCUUCCUUCUUCACUAUCUGCCAAUAACACUCCAACACGCCGUGUGUCACCCCUGAACUUGUCCAAUAUUACACCUUAA
Podarcis lilfordi (Lilford's wall lizard) is the source of this 9156-nucleotide messenger RNA. The record is from the annotation of a GenBank genome assembly. NCBI's taxonomy places the organism in Eukaryota, Metazoa, Chordata, Lepidosauria, Squamata, Lacertidae.